GAAUACGACUGUCAAUAUUGUCAGUUUGAAAUACAUUUAAUUGGUGCUAUUAAACUUACAAGAUGGCUGAUGUUGAUCCUGAAACGCUGUUAGAGUGGCUCAGUAUGGGCCAAGGAGAUGAAAGAGACAUGCAGUUAAUUGCUCUAGAGCAGUUAUGCAUGCUGCUACUCAUGUCUGAUAAUGUUGACAGAUGCUUUGAAUGCUGUCCUCCACGCACAUUUCUCCCUGCAUUGUGUAGAAUCUUUUUGGAUGAACUUGCACCGGAUAGUGUCUUAGAAGUGACUGCUCGAGCUAUCACAUACUACCUGGAUGUUUCUGCAGAAUGUACACGCAGAGUGGUAGCAAUGGAAGGUGCUGUGAAAGCUAUUUGCAGUCGCCUAUCUGGAGCUGGAUUAGGUUCUAGAACUAGUCGGGAUUUAGCUGAACAGUGCAUAAAGGUACUAGAACUCGUUUGCGCAAGGGAAGCUGGUGCUGUAUUCGAAGCUGGUGGCCUUCCGUGUGCCUUGUGCUUUAUUCGAGAGCAUGGAGCUCGCGUACACCGAGACACCCUACACUCGGCAAUGGCUGUAGUCACUCGGCUAUGUGGAAAAGUAGAACCGCAAGAUAAAUCAUUACCAGAUUGCGUGGAAGCAUUGUCAACGUUACUUAGACACGAGGAUGCGCAUGUUGCCGACGGAGCACUUCGUUGUUUUGCGUCGUUGGCCGAUAGAUUUUCAAGGAGAAAUACAGAUCCUGCUCCUUUAGCGUCUAAUGGAUUAGUUUCUGAACUUUUACAUAGACUAUCGAAUGCAGCAGGGUCCGGUACAUCGAUAGCAGCAACUUCUGGAAAUCCAAAGACACCACCACCCUCCAGUACAGCAUCGACGAUUCCUGCGCCAGAAGCAAAAUCGUGCGCUUCUGUUUCUACUAUAAUUAGUCUUCUAUCGACGCUUUGCAGAGGAUCACCAUCUAUAACCCAUGAUCUACUACGUUCGGAGUUACCGGAUGCUAUCGAGAAAGCUUUAAAAGGCGACGAACGAUGCGCUCUUGAUUCAAUGAGACUAGUUGAUUUAUUAUUAGUUUUACUAUUCGAAGGCAGGUCAGCGUUAGGUCGUAAUACAACCGGCGGAUCUUCGGGCCCUUUGUUACCACGGUUAAGACGUUUGGAUAGCGCCGGAGAAAAGUCUCAUAGACAGUUGAUUGAUUGCAUUCGGUCGAAAGACACGGACGCGUUAAUAGAGGCUAUAGAUUCUGGUGGCAUCGAAGUCAAUUUUAUGGACGAUGUUGGCCAAACGUUGCUUAACUGGGCGUCCGCGUUUGGAACUCAAGAAAUGGUCGAAUUUUUAUGUGAUAGGGGAGCUGAUGUGAAUAAAGGUCAAAGGUCGUCCAGUUUGCACUAUGCCGCCUGUUUUGGAAGACCAGCUAUCGCUAAAGUAUUACUUAAGCACGGAGCGAAUCCCGAUUUGAGAGAUGAAGAUGGAAAAACCCCAUUAGAUAAAGCCCGAGAACGCGUGGACGAAGGCCACAGAGAAGUUGCAGCUAUAUUGCAGUCACCCGGUGAAUGGAUGUUACCAAAUCAAGAGCACAGAAAACCGGAAACGGAAACCGAGUUCACAGAACCGAAAGGUGAUCCCGAAAUGGCGCCUGUUUAUUUAAAACGGUUGUUACCGGUAUUUUGUGCAACCUUUCAGUCGUCUAUGUUGCCCAGCGUCAGGAAAGCCAGUUUAAGUUUAAUUAGAAAGAUGGUGCAUUACAUACAACCAGAACUGCUCGUUGAAACAUGCGGUUCUGAUAAAACAGGAGAUUGCGGCGCUAUGCUUGUCGAAGUGAUUGCCAAUGUGCUGGAUAACGAGGAGGACGAGGACGGACACUUAGUGGUUUUGCAAAUGAUACAAGAUUUGAUGAUAAAAGGCAAAGAUGAGUUUCUAGAACAUUUCGCUCGUUUGGGAGUCUUUUCGAAAGUUGCUGCGUUAGCCGGAUCACAAGAGACAGCACCGGAACCAGAAGCAGAGUCGAAUCAAGCCGGAGAAGAGCAGAAAAUGGAGGAUGCGAGAGAGCUUCUGGUUGGAAGAGCUUAUCAUUGGAAGGAUUGGUGUAUUUGUAGAGGACGCGAUUGUAUGUACGUCUGGUCCGAUGCGGCCGCCUUAGAAUUAUCAAAUGGAAGCAACGGAUGGUUCAGAUUUAUACUCGACGGGAAACUGGCGACAAUGUAUUCCAGUGGAAGUCCAGAAGGUGGAACGGACACCUCAGGAAAAGGGAGGAACACAGAGCCGCAUUCCACUGAAGAGAACCGCGGGGAAUUCUUGGAGAAAUUGCAAAGAGCACGCAGCCAAGUGAAACCUAACUCUGUGAGUCAGCCGGUUCUGUCGCGUCCCGGCACGACACGGCUGGUUGUUGGAAAUUGGGCAUUAUCGAGUAGAAAGGAGAGCGAAUUGUGCAUAAAUAAUAGCGAAGGUCUGCCGCAGUUAACGACAUUAAGGGAGGAUCUGCCUGGAUUUAUUUUCGAGUCGAAUAGAGGUACAAAGCAUUCCUUCACGGCAGAAACAAGUUUAGGCCCGGAAUUCGCAGCAGGCUGGGCUGGAAAGAGGGGAAAGAGGUUAAGAUCGAAGAUAGAAGCCAUCAAGCAGAAAGUGAAAAUGCAAGCUCAGGACAUCUGUGAGCGUUAUUUCAAAGCUGCUCAGGCUCAACCGCGCGGCGUGGUCGCCAAAUUAGGCGCGAUAGUCAGUCAGAUCGAGAAGGCCUGCCAGAAGCAACAAUCUGGGAACCGAGAAUGGCGUAAUAUAUUACAGAGCGCGCUAGAAGAAUUGAAAGUUUUAUUAAACGAAGAAGGAAAAGUUUCCGCUUACGAGCUGCACUCAAGCGGUCUGGUUCAAGCGUUGCUUACACUGUUGGCGGCUCCGCCUGGGCCACAGCCGCCGACAUUGCGAGCGACUAAGCUCCGGAUGCAACGGAUAGCAGUGUUUAAAACCUGUUUCCAUACCGCGGACGUGACCAGGGAGCAGAAUUCUGCUAAAAUUCUAGUCCAUAAAUUGGUCUCGGUCCUGGAAUCCAUCGAAAAAUUACCGGUCUACUUGUACGACACACCAGGCUCCGGUUACGGCCUGCAAAUUCUGACGAGAAGGUUACGGUUUCGGUUGGAAAAAGCGACUGGCGAAAGCUCUCUGAUAGACCGAUCUGGUCGUAGCUUGAAGAUGGAACCGUUGAGCACUAUACAACAACUGGAGAAUCAUUUAUUGAAAAUGGUCGCGAAACAGUGGUACGAUCACGACCGAUCCACGUUCACGUUCGUGAAAAAAUUGAAGGAGGGGAAUAAGGUCACGUUUAAAUAUCAAUACGACUUCGACGAGAACGGUUUGCUGUAUUGGAUCGGCACGAACGCCAAGACAUGCUCUGAAUGGGUGAACCCUGGUCAAUACGGUUUGGUCGUUGUCACGUCCAGCGACGGAAGGAAUUUGCCCUACGGCCACCUCGAGGACAUUCUGAGCCGUGAUCCCUCGGCGUUGAAUUGCCACACGAACGACGACAAACGCGCCUGGUUCUCGAUCGACUUGGGAGUUUGGAUCAUCCCCAGUGCUUACACGCUGAGACACGCGAAGGGUUACGGCAGAAGCGCUUUGCGAAACUGGCUGUUCCAAGCCUCUAAGGACGGUGUCACCUGGACCACUCUGUAUGCUCACGUGGACGAUUCGUCUUUACACGAACCUGGCAACACAGCCACGUGGACGUUAGAGCUACCCGCGGACGAGACGCAAGGUUGGCGUCACUUACGGUUGCAACAGAUCGGAAAGAAUUCCUCUGGCCAGACACAUUACUUGUCCGUGUCUGGGUUCGAGGUUUACGGCGAGGUCACCGGAGUGUGCGAGGACUUGGGUCGCGCGGCCAGAGAAGCUGAGGCUGGGGUACGAAAACAAAGAAGAUUGAUUAAAACUCAGGUACUUCGUCAUUUGGUCGCUGGUGCUAGAGUGGCGAGGGGUCUUGAUUGGAAAUGGAGAGAUCAAGAUGGAAUACCGCCAGGCGAUGGUACCGUAACAGGAGAGUUACAUAAUGGUUGGAUAGACGUAACGUGGGAUCAUGGUGGCUCUAAUUCCUAUAGAAUGGGCGCUGAAGGGAAAUACGAUUUGAGACUAGUCGGUACCGGCCUCGAUACGGAUAGUGGAACGAAAUGUAAAACUGCUACUGGAGUUCUAACGGGACGGAAAUCUAGUAGUACCCCUAGUUUACCAGAUUGCACCGACACCGCGAUGCGUGGUUAUGUGGCGACUACGGAUCAAGCAGUGAGCGCAGAUAAUUUGGCAGCUAAGCAAGCCGCUGAAUCGAUAGCAGAAAGUGUGCUAUCGGUUGCUCGUGCCGAAGCGGUUGUGGCUGUGACCGGUGAAGGUGGAGCAAACUCGACGAGUGAAUUGUCCGUUGUAUUACAUCCACGGCCUGACACUACUGUGACAAGUGAUCUGGCGACAAUCGUCGAGAGCCUUGCUCUUAACACCGACUGUUCCACCAACAGUAACAGCAAUCGUGCAUCUAGUAGUUCAAAACCAUUGCUUGGAAACACUGUGCGAGGAAAUAAGCCGGUGACAAGUUUACUCGAAGCAGCCGAAGCACUUGACCGUGUCCGAGAAGGAGCUGACAGGCUACGCAAUAAUACUAAUAGCUUCUUGAGCGGAGAGUUACUUAGUUUAGUGCCCGUUAGAAUUAGCGUGUCAGGCGAAUCGGAAGAAAACUCGUUGAGGAUAAAGUCCGUUCAAAGACAUCACUCUGGAAUUGCCGAUGCUGCCAAAGAAUGCAGUCGGGACAAAGAAGCUAGCUCAUCUGCGCAAAAUACAACAGGUGGAUGUCCUGUUGUUGUUACCAAUCCUAUGUCUGUGUCUGUCCCCAAUCUUGCUUGUUCAGACGCUAACAAUACGUUGGAACCAACAACCGCUACUGGUUUAUUGGAAACUUUUACGGCGUUGGCACGGAGACGAACGUUUGGACCUACAGGUGGACAACACAUUGCUUCGAAUUCCAAUACCGGUUCGAAUUCCCGCGGACCAAACUCUGUGUCGAGUUUGGUUCGACUCGCCUUGAGUCCUAAUUUCCCUGGUGGUCUACUAAGCACUGCUCAAAGCUACCCAAGUCUGACCAGUAGUGGUCAAGUGGCAGGCAGCGGUGUUACAACAACGACUGGGCCUGGUUUAGGACAGGCGCUCACAAUGUCAUUAACCAGCACAAGCAGCGACAGCGAACAGUUAUGGCUACAGGUGAGUCUUGAGGACCUCUUGGAAUCUUGUGGAGGCGUUGCAAGUUCCAGCGCUGGUGGAGGUAGGACAACUGGCGGACCAACUCUUCUGACCGAAUUAGAGGACGACGAAGACGGUGUCCUUGAAGAGGAAGAGGAUAACGAUGAGAACGAUCAAGAAGAGGAUGACGAAGAAAACGAAGAAGAAGGCGAUGGCUGUGAAGGUGAUUAUGAGGAAGCAUUGGUAAGGCGUAAUCUACUGGCGGCAUUCAUGGAAGAAGAACCGUCUCAGAGCAGCAAGAGUCGUGCUUGGGAUGACGAGUUUGUUCUGAAACGUCAGUUCUCAGCCUUGAUUCCCGCAUUCGAUCCACGACCUGGUCGGACAAAUAUCAAUCCGACAACAGAUUUGGAAGUUCCGCCACCUGGCAGUGAAACUCAGUCCAGUGCUCGCGUAGGCUCGUUGCCUAUGCCGAGGCUUUCGUUGACGUUAAAGGGUCCAGGACUUCCAGGUGUACCGGAUGUCGAACUACCGCUUACGGAACCACACGCCAGUAUCUUCCAAGCGGUGCAGGAGUUGAUGCAGUUAACCGAAUUAGGAAGUCGACAGGAAAAGCUGCGAAGAAUAUGGGAACCAAUUUACACUAUAAUAUACAAAGAAUCCAGGGAUGAAGAAUCAUCCGGAAGAGCAACGCCGAUCGUGACACUGUACUCUCGUAAUGCCACCCAGAAUACUUCAGUUUGCACCGUGGAAGACGUUCUACAGCUUCUCAGGCACGUUUACGUACUAAGCACGACUCGUGACGACGGUAAACACAUAGAUUACGAAGAGUCCGAGGAGUCGACGUGUUGCAUUCAUCCGGACGACUUCACCUCAAAAAAGAUCACGAACAAGAUAGUCCAACAAAUUCAAGACCCGUUGGCGUUAGCUGCCGGGGCGUUGCCGAACUGGUGCGAAGAACUGGCAAGGAGUUGCCCGUUUCUGUUGCCCUUCGAAACUAGACGAUUAUACUUCAGUUGUACUGCAUUCGGGGCAUCGCGAUCCAUCGUCUGGUUACAGACGCAAAGAGAUGCCGUCCUCGAAAGACAAAGGGCGCCCGGUUUAAGUCCACGACGCGACGACAGCCAUGAAUUCCGCGUGGGUAGACUGAAACACGAACGAGUCAGUGUACCUAGGGGAGAGAAAUUAUUAGACUGGGCAGAACAAGUACUGAAGGUACAUGCAAGUCGAAAGAGUAUCCUGGAAGUUGAAUUUGUUGACGAGGAAGGAACCGGUCUUGGACCAACGCUAGAAUUUUUCGCGCUAGUCGCCGCAGAAUUGCAGCGCAAAGACCUAGGCCUGUGGUUGUGCGACGACGAGGAAUCGGACGACGCGGACCAAACCAGAGUCUCUGGUGACCAGGUUCGACCCGCAGGAUAUUACGUGACACGGCCAAGCGGAUUAUUCCCGGCUCCAUUGCCACAAGAUUCCGCCGCUUGCGAUCGUGCUGUACGAUACUUCUGGUUCUUGGGUGUGUUUCUGGCGAAAGUUCUGCAGGAUAAUAGAUUAGUAGAUUUACCGCUGUCCCGUCCUUUCUUAAAAUUAAUGUGUCGCGGCGAUAUCACAAACAAUGUAAAUGAAAAGAUCGGCCUGUCCGGCGUCAGUCAAGAAAGCAUGUCGUCCAGUAUGUCGAGCAGUUUCAUAUCGGAGGAGGGUGAAGCAGACACCGCGUACUCUUCGUUGGAACCGUCUCCGUGGUACGCUGGUUUAUUGGACAUCGAGGACCUUGUACUUGUAGACCCAGUUAGGGGCGAAUUUAUCAAAGCGAUCCAAACAGCUACCGCUAAACGCGACAGAACAUUCUCAGACGGUCGCAGUUCGGCCGACGAGGAAACAUCAUUGAACAUCAGUCAUCCGUCUGGAAUGUCUGUACCCAUCGAGAAUCUGGCUCUAACGAUGUCCUACUCGCCAAGCUCCAAAGUUUUCGGGCACGAUCAGGUGGAAUUAAUGGAAACAGGCGUGGAUGUUCCAAUCACUAUGGAUAAUGCGAAGGAAUACGCCGAUUUGACGGUUAACUAUUGCCUCGACCGAGGAAUCGCUAGACAACUUGAGUCGUUCAAAUCCGGUUUCUCGAAGGUCUUCCCGAUAGAGAAACUUCACGCUUUUAGCCCUGAAGAAAUAAGGGCUAUGCUAUGCGGCGAACAAAAUCCGCAGUGGACCAGAGAAGAUUUGCUCAAUUAUACUGAGCCGAAGCUGGGUUACACGAGAGAAAGUCCUGGAUUCCAGAGAUUCGUUAACGUUCUAGUUUCAUUGACCGGCCCAGAGAGAAAAGCUUUCUUACAGUUCGCGACUGGAUGUUCGGCUUUGCCUCCUGGUGGAUUAUGUAAUUUGCAUCCUAGAUUGACUGUUGUGCGAAAAGUGGAUGCUGGCUCAGGUGGUUAUCCUUCCGUUAACACCUGUGUUCAUUAUUUAAAAUUACCGGAGUAUCCUACCGAAGAGAUACUGAAAGAGAGACUCUUGUCCGCGACUAGGGAUCUUAAAGUGUGCGAAUCGAACUUUGCUUAA
Dufourea novaeangliae is the source of this 7736-nucleotide messenger RNA. RefSeq names its product E3 ubiquitin-protein ligase HECTD1 (gene Ufd4). The coding region runs from base 63 to 7736 and encodes 2557 amino acids. The transcript has 21 exons. Gene Ontology annotation, molecular function: protein binding; metal ion binding; ubiquitin protein ligase activity. NCBI's taxonomy places the organism in Eukaryota, Metazoa, Arthropoda, Insecta, Hymenoptera, Halictidae. Gene Ontology annotation, cellular component: nuclear speck. The record is from RefSeq and is a predicted model, not a curated record. Gene Ontology annotation, biological process: anatomical structure development; protein K63-linked ubiquitination; proteasome-mediated ubiquitin-dependent protein catabolic process.